AUGGGGCCUCUCCGCACUGUCGUCCUGGUGAUCCUGGGCAUCUCAUCUCUGACCUUCAUCGCUCUUUUUGGGCGCCUGCCUGUUUUUAGCUACAUAUUACAUGAAAACCACCCCUUGGUUCUGAUCUUUUUCUUGGGCUUGCUUGCCAUAGGCGAGUAUUUCUUUCUCCCGACGGCAUGGCCUUGGAUGUCAAGCAUCCACAAAUUCUGGGUUCCGGGGGUUGUGAUCCUACCCUUCGUCCUCAUUUACAAGUGUGUCGUUACCAAGUCUUUCAUCACGUCGCAGAACCACGACGAAGAGAUGAAACGGUAUCCGUACGAUCGUGUCCUCUUCCACCCGGGACAACGAUGCCGCACAUGUCACUUCCUCAAACCCGCACGCAGCAAACACUGCAAUAUCUGCCGGGCGUGUGUGUCUCGUCAUGACCAUCAUUGUGUUUGGUUGAUGAACUGCAUCGGGGCCAACAACUAUGUUUAUUUUCUCUCGCUGCUGCUCUCGCUUUCGGUUCUACUGACCUAUGGUACUUUGCUUGGCUAUUCACUCCUAAGCCAGACGCUGCAAGAAAUUGUUCCAUCAGAGUAUCAGGCAGCCAUGAAGGGCUGGAAGAUGUAUUUCAACAUCUGGGCCGUCGUCAUUACAGCCGACGCUAAGAUCGGCACUGUUACUCUGCUGAUGUUGAUGACCGCUCCACUGGCAGCGGCUUUCUUGGUUUACCAUACAUAUCUUGUUUGGGCAGGCAUGACAACUAACGAGAGCGCGAAGUGGUCAGACUGGAAAUGCGACGUGGAAGAUAAACUUGUCUUCAAGGCCAAACGGAGUCAGAUCCCUGGAGCGCCCCGGUAUAUGGACCUCGGAGAUCAACCGUGGCCGGUAGACAGUGACCAGAUCCUUGUACUGGAUGACGAGCCGCCAGCGGAUGGCUAUAUCCUGUCUACGGACUCCAACUUCAUCAAAUAUCACAGUAGACCCGGUGCACCGGUGGACGGAUGGGAACGAACUGACUCUAUGGGCGACAUCGUUAACAUCUACGACCUGGGAUUUUGGAACAACCUUAAAGAUUCCGUUGGAUUACCAGUACGGCGGAAAUGGUGA
Messenger RNA from Penicillium cinerascens, 1092 nucleotides. Its product is annotated as DHHC family palmitoyltransferase. Gene Ontology annotation, molecular function: protein-cysteine S-palmitoyltransferase activity. Bases 1 to 1092 code for a protein of 363 amino acids. The record is from RefSeq and is a predicted model, not a curated record. Gene Ontology annotation, biological process: peptidyl-L-cysteine S-palmitoylation; protein targeting to membrane. The transcript is spliced from 3 exons. Lineage: Eukaryota; Fungi; Ascomycota; Eurotiomycetes; Eurotiales; Aspergillaceae. Gene Ontology annotation, cellular component: endoplasmic reticulum; Golgi apparatus.